AGCCGGGCGCCCUGAGAACAGUUGGGCUUUAACGGCGAAUUUGCAGCCGGCCGCCACCAACCCCCCUCCCCCGAAAUAUUACAGAAAGUGACGUGUAUGAUGUGAUUAUAUUGCAUUCGCCGAUCGUUAACAGACGGCUUAUAGUAUUUUUUUUUUGUUCCUGUUCGUUUGAGUAGCGGGAUGUGCUGCGUUUAAAUUUGCUCGUGUUUUUAUUUAUUUGGGGGGCUUGUUUGUUUUGUUGUUGUUGUUGUUGUUGUUGUUGUUGUUUUUUACUUCCGAAAACGCCAAAUAGGUGGAAUUAUGUAUGCAUUUCGAAUUGAUCAUUUUGGUAUCGAAAAAGGAAGUUGCACCAGAGAAAUUCAAAUUGUGCACCAACCCCGUUCGCCUCUUCGAAGGUUCCGGUGUGUGCCGAUAAGCAUCGUCGCUCGGAAUUAGGAGCAGUAAGCUGCUGUCAGGUCCUUUCCUCGUUGUGACAGCUUGAAUCUGGGAAUUUGCACAAAGCCGGGAGAAACGGAGGGAAUGGACAGUCCGCCGCCGCCGUUUGCUAUCGCGAAAGGCUGGAGCACAGCGACACAAUAUUCUCUGUUCAGUAUCGGGUUGGGGGGGUCGUAGUGUCCACGUAUGUAUCUUUCGUUCCAGGCGGCUUCGAAAAAGGGGGGGUUUGUCCGAUUGCCCUUUUCACCCCAAUGCUUGAGUCGGUUUUGGUAGAGACAGCGCUCUGCCGGACGGACCCUAAUGUGUUUUCCGUACAUGCGGGGUCUGCCCGUUCCGUUGUUGCUGAUCAAUCGGGAGGGAAAGAGAGAGACAGAGAGAUCGAUCGCCCUCAAUGGAAGUCGCUCGGGCAGCGCCGAGGUAGCAGGGCGACAGUUACAAACGCCAGUCUGCCCUGAGACACGAAGCCCAGGUCUUUUGUCAACAAGCCUUGCAAAACAUUUUUUUUCCCCCUUCGGCACACGUGCCCCGGUGCGCGGCGCACACUGCCUUGGACGCUCACAGGAAGCACCGCCGCGCCUCAAAAGUUAGAAAAUUGUCACCUUUUUGAUUUCAGUGAUGGUUUUGCAUAGGGGCACGGUGAAGGCUGAUCACGUACUGUUGUGAACAAUCAGACCCCGCUGUGUUCGGGACUUGUUCUAGCUAGCAGAGGGCUUCUGCGUGUGAGAUACCCGAGAAGCUUCGCCGAAUCUGAUUUAACAUGUGUUUUAACUUGUCCCUAACAAACGCUCUUUGAAGUUGCACCUAAUUGGAAACAAGGAUAGAGAGACAAAGCUGUCUUAAGACGUGAUUGAGCUCCUUGCCUGUUUCUUUUCAUUUCUACCGUAGUAAAACGGCAGCACUGUGUGAUUCAGGGAAUUAGGAAAGUAAGCAGGGUAAGUUCCCUGCUUUUGCAGAAAUGCCUGGUGUUUUACACGAAGUAGUGUUCUGAGCCCCAUUCAAAAAAGGACCCUUUCUAAAGGAGCUCUUCUCUCUGGGGUGAAAGGAGAAAAUGAUGGAGUCCACACACUAAUAGGAGUUCAGCAGAAGGGAAGGGAGAAUUUUAUUGUUGUUUAAUUUCAUUUGUGUCAGAAAUGAAAGGGGUGGUAUCGGGUUAAUGUCCAAGAACAGGGAGGGUAUUAUGUGAAGCAAGGGUGAGCAUAUUUCAGGUUGUUUAAAUAAAGCUCCCAGCAGAGUCAUACUCCAGUGUGUCAGUACUGGGAGAAACAUGGCCUGAUGGGGCUCCCCCAGAAUAGUGUCGCCUCACUUUCAUAAACUGUCAGAAUCUGCAUGCCAUCAGAAUGCUGCAGAAGACGAGCUGGACAGUGUCCACUGUGCACUACAAGAGCUCAGGACUGUCCCCUGUCUCUAGAUCUGUCCUGUUCAAAUCCCUGGCAAUCCAUUUGCGCACUGCUGGUGGUGACUUCACUGAGGAGGAUAGCAAAAUGUACUGGGCUGCACUGGAACUUCCAAUCUUGACUGUUCAGACACAGUGUCUUACCAUAUAGUUGCACACACAGUUGUGUGUGUGUGUGUGUUGAAAAUCUCUUUUGAGAUUGCGCCGCAAAGAGAAAGCUAUCGUUUAGGGUUCCUACAAAGAAGAUUAAAGUUAAGGGUUUAAUAAAGAAAGUCUUCUUAUGAGUCGACGACUUGCCCGUCCACUUUGGCAUACCUACCCAGAAGUGAGGGAGUUCAGGAGCUCACCUGUUUGUCAAAGGUUAAAGAGAGGCUGAAGGAAGAAAUCCUGAACACCCCCGCCCCACCCACCCCCAGUGGUCUCUGCCGCGAUUGGCCCCAGAUGAUAUAACUUGAUACAGAACUAACUCGGAAGCUGAAUCCCUACACCGGAGUCAGGAUGACGGAGGCAUGGCAGCAGCAUGCUGUGGCCCCUCCCCCCGUCGUUCACACCAUCCCCCCCGGAGCGGAGAGCGCGCUGGGCUGCGCCGUCUACGGCAUCGUCCUGCAGCCUGACCCCACGCUGCAGCCGCAGCACCAGCAGCAGCAGCAGCAGCAACAACAGCAGCAGCAGCACCAGCAACAGCAACAGCAGCAGCAGCAGCAGCAACACGCGGCCCAGGCCCAGCAGCCCUCCCUGCAAGUGGGGGAGAGCGUGCACAAGUGCGGAGCCUGCGGCCACGACAUCUCGCACUUGGCCAACCCCCAUGAGCAUCAGUGCAUGGUGAACCAGGAUCGCUCUUUCCAGUGCACGCAGUGCCUCAAGAUCUUCCACCAGGCCACCGACCUCCUGGAGCACCAGUGCGUGCAGGUGGAGCAGAAGCCCUUCGUGUGCGGGGUGUGCAAAAUGGGUUUCUCCCUCCUCACGUCUCUGGCUCAGCACCACAACGCCCACAGUAGCAGCAAUCCCAUGAAGUGCUCCAUCUGCGAGAAGACCUACAGGCCUAACUCUGCCGGGGCAGGGAACACCACCCCCACUCCCUCUGCUCCCAACCCCCAGCAGCCCUCAGCGGAGGCCCCCGACCGAGCGGGGACCGUGGUAGGGGCCCCAGCCGGCGCGGGCCCGGGGGGGGUGGUGGUGGGGGCCUCGGCCCAGACUGAAUUCGAGGCCACCUCCCCGGACCGGCCUUACAAGUGCUCCAUCUGCCAAAAGGGCUUCCGCCACCUCUCGGAGCUGUCGCGGCACGAGCGCGUGCACACCGGGGAGAAGCCGUACAAGUGCGACGCCUGCGACAAGAGCUUCAGCCAGUCCUCCCACCUGGCGCACCACCAGCGCACGCACAGCGCCGAGCGGCCCUACAAGUGCGCCGCCUGCGAGAAGAGCUUCAAGCACCGCUCCCACCUGGUGCGCCACAUGUACGCCCACUCCGGCGAGCACCUGUUCAAGUGCAACCUGUGCGAGAUGCACUUCAAGGAGUCCUCCGAGCUCCUGCACCACCAGUGCACGCCCGCCGGCGAGCGGCCCUUCCGCUGCGCCACCUGCGGCAAGGGCUUCAAGCGGCCCUCCGACCUGCGGCAGCACGAGCGCACCCACUCGGAGGAGCGCCCCUUCCAGUGCGAGGAGUGCCAGAUGAGCUUCAAGCAGCAGUACGCCCUGGUGCGCCACCGCCGCACGCACAAGACCCAGGACCGCCCCUUCAAGUGCAACCUGUGCGACAAGGGCUUCAUGCAGCCCUCCCACCUGCUCUAUCACCAGCACGUCCACGGCAUCGAGAGCCUCUUCAAGUGCGCCUCCUGCCAGAAGGGCUUCAGCCAGUCCGGGGACCUUCUGCGGCACAAGUGCAGCGGCUCGGCGUCCGCCUUGGCCUCGGCCGACCGCCCCUACAAGUGCGACGUCUGCGGGAAGGCCUACAAGAAGUCCUCCACCCUCCAGCGGCACCAGAAUUCCCACUGCGCAGAGAAGCCGCUCAAGUGCACCCUGUGCGACCGCCGCUUCCUGUCCUCCUCGGAGUUCGUGCAGCACCGCUGCGACCCGGCCCGCGAGAAGCCCCUCAAGUGCCCGGACUGCGAGAAGCGCUUCAAGUACUCGUCCGACCUGCAGCGGCACCGCCGGGUGCACACGGGGGAGAAGCCCUUCAAGUGCCCCAGCUGCGACAAGGGCUUCAAGCAGCGCGAGCACCUGGCCAAGCACCAGAGCGUCCACGCCCGCGAGGCGCAGUUCAAGUGCGUGUGGUGCGGGGAGCGCUUUGGAGACCUGGGGGCGCUGCAGGAGCACACUGUCCAGCACACCGCCGAGGGGGGGGGGUACUCUGUGCCCCCUUGUAUACAGUAACCAGCACAGCCCCCGCCCCCGAGCAGCAGCACUGACACAAGAGUUCGCCGCGUGGCAGUAGACUUGCCAUUUCUGCUGACUGAUUCCCGCUGGUUCGAACUCGGGGAAGACCUCCCUUUCUGUCCCGAAACGUAUUUAUUAGGAGGUGGGGCCGCCGUAUCUUUUUUUUUUUUAAACUAUAAAAUCCAAGGGUUUCGGCUGUAGACGUUAUAAACCUUUUUCUUUUCUCUGUCAAUUAAACACUGGGACCCCCUGCCCCUCCCUGGGUUUUCAGUGGCUUUCCGUUCGGAUUUUUUUGUUUUUGUAUGCCAAUUCACCCACCCACCCGAUCCCCCUCUUCUGACCUGUCAGAAAAGAAUAAACUCUAAACGUAGCACCCCCCCCAUAUAAAAAUAGACUUAUUUAUAUUUUUGAUGGUUAUAAAAAAAGGGAUGUGGAUUGAAUUCCCCUGUGGAGCUGCUCUUAGGUCCCUGGGCUGAUCUCUGGGACAGCGACAGGAAGAGAUCCACCUCGUACCUCUGAUCUGCCACUCGUGGUCAGGCUGUGUGACGGGAGCAGCAGGUGGCGCCGGUCGAAGAGCUGGCCUGGAACUUCAGCGGCUGCUCUUGAGCUGCUCUGUGGAAGUCGCUGGCACUGUGAUGGGUCUGAUUCCGCUGGGGGUUUCCUUCACGGUUGGGUGUGGGGUGGGGGGGGAGGGUGGUGAGCUUGGCUCUUCCCCUGUGGAUCUUAAGGUUCAGUCUUCUGCACCUUGUUGGCUGGGUGGCACAGGGAUGAAGUACAGACCGGGCUGUGGAUGGGGCCUACAGCUUCCGCGCAGCUUGGGUUCAGCAGCUGGGCGAUGCAGGUCAUUACUUGGAAAAAUCUGGCCUCCCAAUUAGAAAAAAUGUAAGAAUUUUUAAUCUCGUCCAUGGCAUUAUUUUCCUGCAUUCCAGUCGCAGACUCCCGCUUUGUUUAGCCACUAAAACCCCCUCUCCCUUGGGAAUGUGGGUGUGAAAAGGUAGGGUGUUGCCUGCCUCACAACAACAAGCCUCGCGCCUGUAUUCUAGUUACAUUCCUGUGAUCGAGAUACCUUUCAGGUUUGAGCAGAGAGGCCCUUUAUGUCACCAGCACUGGGACACUGCAGGGACAAGGUGAUCAAAGCAAACCGUGCUCAGGACUUGUGUAUAAAGCUGUCUCAAUGCCUAUAUGUAUAUCCCCCAAGCUGUACUUCACAGUUACAGUAGCCACGGUAUGCAAAAGGCCCAUCCUAAGUGUCUCUGGCUGUGUAAUAUUGAAAAUGUCUGUGCCCCUAGCUGAAGAAACCCUCUAGUUAUAUCAAAUCAAUAAAGCUUCACCAGGUUUACCUUACUAUGAAAACAAUAUUACAGUGAGUACCAAAUACAUUGUUUCAGAUUCCAAAGGGAUGUGAAUCUUAAACUAGUUUUGAUGAAAAGACCAAGCAUCCUUGCUUUUAUUGAGUACACCACGUUUAUAUCUUCCUUUAUUAUGUAUUGUUCAUAUACAUACAGCUCAUCCGAUAUCUUUCCUGCGAAGCCUGAAACCUGCUUAAGGUUCCCUUGUAUUAUGUACAUAAAUAGUAUGUAUGCUAAUAUGUUUACCAGUUAUGUAGUAGGAAAUGCAUUGUGCGUGUUUAUAAAUUGCAUUUGCAAAUUUGUCUGUAGCUACUUUUUAUUAAGUGUAAGUCAGAAAUAAUGUUGUUUUUAAAAGUUGCAAGAGGAGGACUCUUUCACUUCAGUUGACUACAAUGGAAUAUGCUGUCCCUGAGUCUUGAUGACAUUCUGUUUUCUUGGUGGUUCUUCUUAAGGUCUCAUGUAUUAGUUGUUCCUAUUAUCUGACAAAAAAAAGGCUCGAGUAUUAGUUUCAAGAGGUUCCUUUAUAAUGGUAAUUCAGUCUUUGCCUUCUUUUUCUUUUACUGCUUUCCUUGCCGGAACGAUAAAAUUGAUGAGAGUAUCCUAACAAUGCUGCUUGAAGCAUAACUUUGGGAGGGAUUGUAAUUAGAUGUAUGAUCUAAGAUGCACUAAAUUUUAAUAUUUAUGCAAUUUUAAAAGUAUAUGAAAUCACACAUUUUAAUCUAUAUAUUUUUAUAGCUCUUUUUCUACGAGGUGUUUAUAUGUUCCUAACAGCCAUUCAUUUUACUGUGUGGAACUGAACUCGAGUCGGUAGCCAAAAUAAAACUUAUUUCUUUAGGGGUAGCCGCUCGUUAGUUUGAAUGCAUACUUCAGCACUGGGUCAGUCCAGGUUUUCAACAGUGUUAUCUACGGUAACAGGGUGAUAAUACAUAAAUUACUCAAUGAGGUCUGGAAUUAGCAGCGCUUUACAGUUGUAACACCUCCAUGAGCAGAACAGCUUGACAGUGUUGUCUGCAGACAGUGUUGUGGAACCUCUUGAAAGUCUAGUACUCGCUGCAAGCCCAUGUAAUGAAUUACCAUGACUUGUGUAGGGGAUGAUUGUAAGAGUUGGGGGGUGUUAACCCUGGCGUCUUGGCUAGAUUCCUCUCUGGGCUUGCACAGUCUGGCCCACCUCUAUUAGCCUGUGAAUUCAGCUGGUGAAGCAGUUUCUCACUUCCUCACCUGAUCUGCUGUGAAACAGGGCUGUGGCACAGAAUGGCUGCCGCACAGUCACCAGGUAGGAGCUGUACUUCAGUGUUGGAGAAAGCAGAUUUUGGGGUUCCUUGGGAUAAGAAGUGCUGUAUAAAUAAACAGAAUAACAGCCAUAGUAAUACUGUCAGACUGCAGCACUUAAACUGUCUCUCCUAAAUAUUCAGAACUGAUGGAUAUGAAAGGAGAUUUGUCAUGUGUCUCUUCCUGCAAGUUUGCAUCUUCCUUGAUGUGUAGUUGAUAAUGUGUUCUGGUCAUUUGUUUUGCCAGCUAUACAGAUGUGGGUGAUGCUCACAAGGGCAUUUGGAAGGACUGUACAAACCCGCAUGGAUGAUGUUGUGGGGAAGAGUUUUAGUGUUGCACGUGGCCUGCAAGAGUAAUGCCUGAAGUGGCAUUCUUUAUAGCUUUGUGCAAGACGUAUUUUCUUCCCCAGUGUAAAACUUGGAAAUAGGCUUUUACAGAUCAUGCAAGCGCAUUGUUUUUCUGUAGUAUUAUCGGAGCAGAAGAUGCAGCAAUGAAGAAGAGUAAUAGGAAUCCAUAGGUGCUAUCUAGAGGGUAAUUAAGUGGGCAGGUUGGCUGGAAUCUGAAUCUGCAGGUGGCGCAUAUUGACAUCUGCCAUGUUACUCUUUACCAGUGCAUGGUGAACGGCAGAGGCUGUGAUGAAGACACUAUCAUAGAUCUUAAGCACUUCUGUUCACCCAGUAGCAGAGUGCAAAUGAGUGCUGAACAGUCUUGGCAAACCGGAUGCACUUCAUAUGGUUGGCUCACCGCCACAUGGGUGGGAAUAAUGUAAAAGGCCUGCAGAUCCAGCUUCGGUUUCUGUUCUGUGGCAGGAGCUGCUAACAUGGAGGAGGUUAUAUUUUUAUUUCCGAUCUUGGCCAUUUUGUCCAGGAAAGGUAUGUAUCUUUGUGGGUGAUGCAGCGGUCCUUCCUUGUCCUUACGAAGGGGACACUGAGGGGACAGGUGUCCAGACAUCGGGCACAUGGCUGAUAAUAGCGCUAGCUUGGAGCCCACAGAACCACAACCACUGAACUCCUGCUCGGGUCUCCUCUGCAGCUUGUCUCUCCUGUGGGUCUCCUUUUCUGAUUCUGUACCAAACCUGACAUAUGGGGUUUGUUAGAAACUCCAAGAAUUGGAAACUAUGAUGGAGAAGAAAAUCAAAAUUGUGUAUAUUUGGAUGCAAGUUUUUAAGUGCUGUAUAUCUAAUUUUUUAAUUGUUCAAGACAUAUAUUCUCAUUGGGGGUUAAAGGGCUUUUCAGAGAGAGUGGAAACUGGAUUAGGUGAAAGUUACUGAAGUGCAGAGAACUUGUUCAACUUUGACCUGGACAGUAUAAGUGACGUUACUCCUCCUCCUGACCUAACCUCUAUUUUUCUACCCAGAGCAUGCUCAAAUUGUUAGUUUAUAUUGCCCUGUACCUUGUAAAUGUGCUUACAAGACCCUUCUCUGCAAUGAAAUGUGUAUUUUCUCCCUUUUUUUCUUUAAUUUGUAGUUUGUGAAAGGUGAUUAAGAUCCUAAUGUGUGGCAAUGGAUAUACAUUCAAGCUAAAAUAUCUGUAUGUAGCAUUUAAUACACAGCACUAACAAAUA
Lepisosteus oculatus (spotted gar) is the source of this 8382-nucleotide messenger RNA. RefSeq names its product zinc finger protein 319b (gene znf319b). The record is from RefSeq and is a predicted model, not a curated record. Gene Ontology annotation, molecular function: DNA-binding transcription factor activity, RNA polymerase II-specific; RNA polymerase II cis-regulatory region sequence-specific DNA binding. Lineage: Eukaryota; Metazoa; Chordata; Actinopteri; Semionotiformes; Lepisosteidae. Gene Ontology annotation, biological process: regulation of transcription by RNA polymerase II.